Messenger RNA from Xiphias gladius (swordfish), 2055 nucleotides. It is a transcript of the gene sparcl1, whose product is annotated as SPARC-like 1. Gene Ontology annotation, molecular function: collagen binding; calcium ion binding; protein binding. NCBI's taxonomy places the organism in Eukaryota, Metazoa, Chordata, Actinopteri, Istiophoriformes, Xiphiidae. The transcript is spliced from 10 exons. The coding region runs from base 1 to 2055 and encodes 684 amino acids. The record is from RefSeq and is a predicted model, not a curated record. Gene Ontology annotation, biological process: anatomical structure development.
AUGAGGGCCUGCUUAGUUUUCCUUUGUUUGCUGGCAACAACACAUGCUCUGUCUGUUAAAAGUAAACCUCAUGGAAAACAUCAUGGAUUGCAUAAGACUUCACACACAGCCAAAGAAAAGGACGUUAUCACAGAGGAGGCCAACAAGCCACAGGUCUUACCAACUUUAGUCACAUUUGAGGCCAGCAGCCAGGAGCAGGAAGAUGAGGAGUUGAGCUCAGAGGACAAUGCAACCACUAACAAGGAGGAUGGGGAGUUUGAGGUGACUGAACGGAGAGACAAAAGCACUGCAGUCCUGCUGAGUGAGGAGGAGCUGGUAGACCUGCUGAAAAAAGAGGCAGAAGAGGAAGAAGUGGAAGAAAGAGAGCUGGAGGAAGAAGAAGUGGAGGUGGACAAAGGCAAGGUGGAGUCUGGUGAGGCUGUGGAGAUUAGUGAGGACGAGGAAGCUGGGGGGGAGGAGAAGAAGUUGGGAGACAACUCGCAAAUGGAGAAAAAUACUAAAGGAGUGAUAGAUGAGGGGGAGAUGAGGGAAGAGAGUGUGGAAGAUGAAGUAGAUGUGGAGGCGGAGAGGAUGUCCCAUAAGGACAAGAGGGAGUCUGUUGGCAAAAUGGCUGGCAGAGAAGAGCAAAUGGCACUGCCAGAGGAAACAGAUGGCAGCACAGAGUCCGAUAUCCCAGUUGAUCUCGACUACGCUGCUGAUAGUGGCAUCUUACAACCUCUGCAGAUAAUAUCAGCUAAGCUAAAACCCCACACUGAUGACACCCAGCCUCUUUCAAAAAAAGAUGUUCCAGAUGUUAAAGAGAAAGAGGUCAGUGAGAAAGAACUGCCCAUCAUCGAUGAAGACUAUGAGCAAGACAUACAAAACACUGAGGCAGCGGACAGCGAGGAGGUGUCUGAUCAGGACAAGCUGCAAGAAGACGAAAACGACAAAGACUCACAAGCUAAAUCUAAAGAAAUGGAUCAGGAAAUGCAGCCUCAAGAGCCAAAGAGCGGUAGGGAGCUUGAAGCAGAGUCCCGAGUGGCUGGAAAGGAGGAAGAGAAAAGUAAGAAUGACAGUGGAAGUCACACCAAGGGAAAGACAAGGAAGCAGAAGAAGAACCAGAGGACAAGGAAGCACUCUCCGCAGAGAGAGGAAUCACAGUCUGGACAAGAACUGAGCCAACAGGAUCCUCAGGAUUCUGAGAGCAGCAGCAUUGACAAUACAGUGCACAAGGCAAAGAGGAGAAGGGCAGGAAAAUGGGGUCCUUUGGUAGGAAUGAAUCCAGUGCAGAUAAGAGCCACGGUGGAUCUCUACCCCAGUUCCAGGCCCUCUCUUGGUGGAAGCAUACAUCACCCAGAAGCCCCUGCUGACCCAUGUGACAAUUUCCGCUGCAAACGUGGAAAGACGUGUAAACUUGACGCAGACAAUAAGCCAGGCUGUGUGUGUCAAGAGCCGUCACAAUGUCCUCCCAGUGUGAAUGAGUUUGAUCAUGUUUGUGGGACAGACAACAAAACAUAUGAUACGUCAUGUGAACUCUUUGCCACUAAAUGCAACCUGGAGGGCACCAAGAAAGGUCACAGACUUCACCUGGACUACACUGGGCCAUGCAAAUUAAUUCCUCCAUGUGUGGACUCUGAGCUGGUCCAGUUCCCUCUACGAAUGAGGGAUUGGCUGAAAAAUGUGCUGCUGCAGCUCUAUGAGCAUGACUCCAUGUCCCCUGGCUUCCUCACUCCUAAACAGCGAUUUAGAGUGAAGAAAAUCUUUGAGAGCGAGAGGCGUCUCCAUGCUGGUGAUCACUCUGUUGAGCUUCUCGCACAGGACUUCGAGAAGAACUACAACAUGUACAUCUACCCAGUACACUGGCAGUUUGCUCAACUGGACCAACACCCCUCUGACAGAUUCUUGUCCCACUCAGAGCUGGCCCCACUCAGAGUCCCUCUGGUGCCCAUGGAGCACUGCACCUCCCGCUUCUUCCAGGAGUGUGAUGCUGACAAGGACAAGCAGGUGUCCUUUAAAGAGUGGACCUCCUGUUUUGGUAUCAAGAAUGAGGAUAUGGAUGUCAACCUACUUUUCUGA